AUGGAGAGAUUCCUUCAUCGCAGACGGGAUGGGCGGAUCCUGGACGUGGACGAAUUUCAGGUUGCCAAAGCUCUGCUGGCGGGCGAAACGGAGCCCCUCAGCCAGGAAGUCGAUUCCGGGGAACACCUCUUUGACCUGUGCUGCCGCUUCGGCCACCAGAGCACUGCCGCAGCCAUGAUUUCAUACCGAGUGCCAGGCUGUGUUUUCAAGGGUUUCCACACCUUGCGGCCUCCUGCUGUUGAGCCUCCUGAACCACAAGCAUACGUCCGUGUUUUCGGUGGCGUCUGCGAGUGCGAAGCCUGGAAUAGUAACACUUGCAGAAGCUGCAGCUGGGGCUUCCCGGAGGAUGAGGGUGAUUGGAUGGAGGAUUGGGAUGCAAGUCUUCAGGACGCCAAACACGCCGCGGAAAGCGUCGCUGCGAUGCCGUUGGUUCGCAACUUGCUGGAGGCCUUCCGCUCCCAGGCGGCAUUUCUAGGAAUCGUCACAGAGGAAGCCAUGGCCUACUUGCUCGACGUUGCCAUCCUCAUUGGGGAUGCCGAGCUCGCCAGAUCCUGUGCCAAGCACUGCACCCGUCUGCCGCUCCGGCGCUGGAGAUACGAGGAGUUUGUGAGUAUCGUGAAUGAUGACUUCCCGUGCCUUAGCCUUCGAGCAGAGAUUCUGGAGAAAGACGUCCUGGUCGCAGCUUUGGCCGCCGCCCUGCAGCUCAAGCGGCUGACCCGCCGUUUCUGGAACGAUGCCGUUUCGCUUGCGGAAGCCGUGGUACUUUCCGGAGACGCGGAGCUUUGGCAGCGAGUCCAAGGCCUUCAGCUGCAGCUCGGGCCUUGGCCGCUGGCCAACGCAUGA
Symbiodinium sp. CCMP2592 is the source of this 843-nucleotide messenger RNA. The record is from the annotation of a GenBank genome assembly. NCBI's taxonomy places the organism in Eukaryota, Dinophyceae, Suessiales, Symbiodiniaceae.